Molecule: messenger RNA, 2082 nt
Organism: Ophidiomyces ophidiicola
Lineage: Eukaryota; Fungi; Ascomycota; Eurotiomycetes; Onygenales; Onygenaceae
Exons: 6
Coding region: 1-2082 (693 amino acids)
Biological process (GO): positive regulation of transcription from RNA polymerase II promoter by galactose; DNA-templated transcription
Cellular component (GO): nucleus
Molecular function (GO): DNA-binding transcription factor activity, RNA polymerase II-specific; zinc ion binding; RNA polymerase II cis-regulatory region sequence-specific DNA binding
Source: RefSeq, a predicted model, not a curated record
AUGGCUGCGGCAAAGACAGGAGCAUCCGCUUCAAUUAUUCUACCCACUGCACAACCUCGACCUACUCAUAGAUUCCCGCCAUAUUUUCCAGCGAUUUCACCGCGCCCGUUAGUUGGAGGCAUGCCCGCAGCACCGACUGAAUCGCGGAGUAGUAUGUUGUAUAGCACUACAUCUGUAGAGCAAAAUGAGGAGGAGUCUCUUGAUGAAGCAUCUAGGAUGCUUCAAGAUGGAAGAGGGAGGCUACUCUAUCUUGGCGAUUCGGCCUCUCUUUCGUAUCUGGAUACAAUAAGAAGGCUCGUUGAAAGAACUGUUGGUGUAUCUAGAUUCACUAGCGAUCCUCACAAGCACAGCUUGCUUGAACUAUCAAUCUCGGCCGGACUGAAAGCGACGCACGUCCUUCCCGAUCGAGAAACGGCCGAAUUUCUCAUCGACUCUUUUUUCUCCAAUACAAUUGGCAUUAUGCAGAUUUUGGACAGGGAUGCUUUCAUUGAUGAAGUCGCUUCAAUAUAUGGCAACCCCCUACAAGCGGAGCAACCGCGUGUUUGCCUACUAAAUCUUGUAUUUGCUGUAGGACUGCAAAUGUGCCAGAGUUCCGUUGCGCAUAGCUUCCGGGAAAGCCAAAUUUUGAAGCGGCUCGGUCCAGAUCUCACAGAGCGGGCAAAAAUAUUCUAUCUCAAUGCCGCCCAUUUUAAUGAUCCUGUUUCGGGCUUUGAGGAUGGAGAUAUUACGUCAAUUCAAGCACUGUUGCUUAUCACACUCUUUAUGCUCACGAUUGCGAAGAGAAAUGCUGCCUGGGCAUAUUUUGGCAUGGCUGUUCGUUCCGCAUAUGCUCUUGGUUUGCACCGAAAAAACGCAUCACUGGGGUUUUCAAGCGCCGAGCAGCGUGUGAGGAGAAAUUUAUGGGGAAGUAUGUAUAUACUGGACUGUUUUCUCUCAGCGUCGUUAGGCAGACCAAACGGCAUUCAUCACCGCGAUGCGGCGGAUAUCUUUGUCGAUGCUAAUAGGGACGAUCAGCCAAAUUCUGAGCUAGAGGUUGUCGAAAGGACUGCUCUUCGGGCUUCCGUUCGUGCUGCCCGUUUACUGGGAGAGAUUUUGAGCAGUGUAUAUGCUGAGCGCAAAAUAUCAGUGAAAUUUGUUCAAAAAUGCUCCAAACAAUUUCAGGACUGGAAAGAUGUUUUACCAGCUGCUCUCCAUUGGCGUAACAUAUCUCUGCCCAACGAAGACCCCCGUACAACCCUUGCACAGCUGCAUGUUAAUUUAUAUUACUUUCAUGGGGUUAUUCUUCUCACGCGACCUUUCCUAUUACAAAAGAUAUUGAGCCAUGCGCAGUACUCAAAAAUCUCCAACGAUAAUACAAAUCUAUCAGAGGCAGCAAAGGGGUCAGCAGGCCCUUCUGCACAUACAGAUUCUUUCUCGGCAGCUUGUGUUCGUGCUGCAUCGUAUAGCAUUGAUAUCGUUCAGUCAGCUAUCCUUAAACGAACGCUUCCGCGCCGGGAUCCAUUUGUAAUCUACUGGCUUUUUACUGCUAGCCUGAUACUAUUCUCGAACGUAUUUUGUCCCGUGUGCGAUGAUGUUGAUAGUAGCCAGGCCAUGGAAACUUCUCUUGAUUUGCAUCGCUACCUCGCAGAAACCGACCCACUGGCUCAACGAUAUCUUGAGAUAUUGACUUCAUUCCAUGAAGCGAUCGGCGGUGUUUCUGGAUUGCGGAUGACUACUUCUUCCGCGAGAGAUACAAAUGUAACAAUACUCUCUAAUUUCUUUGGGGAACAGCCUCGGAUAAGUGCCGCCAACCCUUCCUCAACAAACAUGCCGAUGAUGGGUAAUACGAAUCGAUAUUCGUUGCAUGACAGUCAAGGGUUUCCCGCCAACAACACUCCGCGGUCAGCUGAAAUACAGCCUGGAAAUAGCGGACAUGAUAUGUUCCAAAUGAGCCCGAAUAUGAGUGUUACCGAAAUAUCACCCCCAGACUACUCGCUCGAUUUUGAUAACUUCCUAAGCCUUGUUGAUCAGGUUGACGGACAGGCUCACAUGGAGACAGUAUUAGAUGGCACAGCGACUUUUCUGCCCGCUAAUGGCCUAUAA